Messenger RNA from Anolis sagrei ordinatus, 3809 nucleotides. It is a transcript of the gene PPTC7, whose product is annotated as protein phosphatase targeting COQ7. Gene Ontology annotation, cellular component: mitochondrion. Gene Ontology annotation, biological process: protein dephosphorylation. The record is from RefSeq and is a predicted model, not a curated record. Gene Ontology annotation, molecular function: protein serine/threonine phosphatase activity. NCBI's taxonomy places the organism in Eukaryota, Metazoa, Chordata, Lepidosauria, Squamata, Anolidae.
CGGCGAAGGGGCGGAGUCGACCCGACGGCGCGCGCGCAACGGGGUCUCUUUCUCUUCCCAAAGGCGCCGGCGGAACAGAGCUGAGGAGGCAGCGGAGCCGAGGAGGAGGCGGCGCCGCCGUCAACAACAACAACAGUAACAGUAGCAACAGCAGCCCGCUUGGGAGCCGGAACAGCAACGAGCGAGGCAGCGGGCCCGUCCCGCCCCGGAACGAAAGAUGGCGGCCCGGCCCCAGCACCAGCCUGAGCAGCGGCGGAAGCAACAGAGACGUCGGCUGUGAGAAGGCGGCGGGCCAAAGCCAAGGGCAAGAAAGCCGGUGCUCCUGCUGCCACUGGCGGAGGGAGAGGGAGCAGCAGCCGAGCCCACCGAGGAGGCAGGAAGGGCCGGGCCAGGCCGAGGCGGUGGGCUGCUGGGCCCCCCGGGGCGCCAUGUUCUCGGUACUCUCCUACGGGCGGCUGGUGGCUCGGGCUGUGCUAGGCGGCCUCUCACAGACCGACUCCCGGGACUACAGCCUGGUCACCGCCAGCUGCGGCUUCGGCAAGGACUUCCGCAAGGGCAUCCUCAAGAAGGGCAUGUGCUACGGGGACGAUGCCUGCUUCGUGGCUCGGCACCGCUCCGCCGACGUGCUGGGUGUAGCAGAUGGUGUUGGUGGCUGGCGGGACUACGGCGUUGACCCUUCUCAGUUCUCAGGGACACUCAUGCGCACUUGUGAACGCUUGGUCAAAGAAGGACGAUUUGUACCGAGCAACCCUGUUGGGAUUCUCACCACAAGCUACUGCGAGCUGCUGCAGAACAAAGUCCCUUUGCUUGGGAGCAGCACAGCUUGCAUUGUAGUGCUGGAUCGGACAAGUCAUCGCCUACACACCGCAAACCUGGGGGAUUCAGGAUUUCUUGUUGUCAGGGGUGGAGAAGUAGUGCACCGAUCAGAUGAGCAACAACACUACUUCAACACUCCCUUCCAAUUGUCGAUAGCCCCGCCAGAAGCUGAAGGGGUUGUCUUCAGUGACAGCCCAGAUGCAGCAGACAGUACUACCUUUGACGUCCAGCUGGGAGACAUCAUUCUGACAGCCACAGAUGGACUCUUUGACAACAUGCCCGACUACAUGAUCCUCCAGGAGCUGAAGAAGCUCAAGAAUUCAAAUUACGAAAGCAUACAGCAGACAGCAAGAAGCAUUGCUGAGCAAGCUCACGAACUGGCAUAUGAUCCCAACUACAUGUCUCCCUUUGCACAGUUUGCAUGUGACAAUGGAUUGAAUGUAAGAGGUGGAAAGCCAGACGACAUCACCGUCCUCCUUUCAAUAGUCGCCGAAUACACAGACUGAUGGGCUGACAGCCUCCACUUGUGACUUGGGUGUUUCCUCCCGUUCCAGCUUCAUUCAUACUGUUUCCUGCUGGCAGGAUGUUUUUCUCUGCAACUGAUCUCAGUGGCUCUUCCAUGUUCCAUCCGUUGCCUGUUUGAAGAUGCAGUCAAAACCCUCCAUCCUUAGAGAAACCGGGACACAUCUGCCAGCAAGAAAUGAAAAAUUUCAAUACUUGAAGCUUGUCUUUUUAGAGUUCAGUAGUCAUUAUUACGUAGUGAUGGGGAAGGGAUUAAUAAUCAUGAUUAUGGCUCCGAAGUAAGUGAGCAGAUUAAAUAGAAAUUGGCCAUUUGUCAUUCAGGGCUAGGUAAUGCUGUUGAACGUCAACAAAGGGAACCUCUGUGAGGACACCGUCACCUUGCUAGACAAAGGCCCCUUUUGCAUCUGCAAGGGGCCACAAAGCAUCAUGUCACUAGCAUAGUUCAUGAAACUGUCUUUGAGGCUUGUUUUUAUACAGAUUCAUCAAUAGCUUCCAAGUGCACUCAGCCUCUGAGUCGAUGUGGGAUUUGCCCAGGAACGUUGUCUGUUACUAAAUUGUGAAUCACAGGAUUAGUUUGUGAAAUGUGUUGUGCAUGUGAGCGAAUGAAUGUGAGCGAGUGCAAUGGUGCUUCCUGUUCUCAUGCAGAUGGACGUUUAGCAUAUCAUUUCUUCCUGCAGGGCUCUCAACUAGCGAGAUGCUUUCCUUCCAGAAAGGAACAUUCGAAGGGUCUUUUCUCUCGUCAUGAAGUCUGAUGAAGCCAGGGUGCUAAGAAGUUGGGCUGGCUUUCCAUGAUGUAGUUCCUAGGGAUGAUGGGGUGCGUUUUGGUGGUGGGUCCUAGGUUUUGAAUGGUCCCAUUUGAGUUUCAGGAACCUCAGUGUCUUGAAAAACAUGCCUCUGCUUGUACUCCCACAACAAGAAUAAUUGUACCCAUGCAAAAUGGAAUGAGCUGCGUUGACUUUGUAGUAGGGGGCAUAUAGGAUUUCCAGAACGAACUUCAAUGAUGUUUACAGAUAUCUAAUAGCCAUUUUGCAAUAGAGCUUUUCUUUUCAUUGACACUCAGUCCAGUUUCUUCAGUAGCUACAACCUUCCCUUCCCUCCCCUUCUUUUCUUUUCUUUUUUAAAGAAAUCUUCAUGUAAAAACAGCUGUAAAGAUAUAUAUAUUUUUGGUCAGUUUUUCAUAACUUUUUUGCUGGUAGAAAAGAACUUAGAAUUGAAAAGCCAUGUUUUAUAUAGCAGUUGGUUAAUGUCAAUGCCUAGAUGAUGAGCUUGGCCAGUAUAGAAACCUUCCUUUUUUAAAACCACGAAAGGGGGGAAUUACUGUCAAGUUUAUUGUAUUAAAACUGUACGUUUGAGGUUACCUCAGCCUGUUUUAAAUAUUUUUGUGGUUGUACUGUAUAUUUGCAUAAUUGUGUCAAGCUUUUAUUUAUAAUUAUGUAACAUGUACCAUGUACAUGUCACUAUUUCAAUGCAUCCUGCUUCUAAUUGUCAUUUCAUUGACCACGAAAAUGGGCAAAAAUAAUCAAGUUGGGAGCUCAUGAAUCUACCUUUCUUUGUAAAAAUUGGCACAACAAAUUUUCUUAAAUCACCUUUGGGUUGUUGUUGUUACUGUCAGAAUGCCUUAACCAUUGAGCUUCACAAAAUUGAUCCUUUUUUUGGUGUGGAGACAGGGUGGAAUCAGACAAAAUAAAGAAAAAAAUCAUAGUGCUAGGAUUCAAAAAUGUGGCAAACAAGAACUUUGCACAAAGCAUUUCAAUCCUUUGUGUUAUUUUCCACCUAACCAGUUGUACCUGUGUAUAUCCACUUAGAAGGAAUGUAUUAAUGCUGCAGUACCUACAUUGAAGUUUCUGUUUUGCCAGAAGAGCAGUUACCCUUCCUUUGAACUUCCAUUAUAUUUUUUUAUUAGCCAGUGUUCACUGUUGCAGUUCCUUGUUUGACUAGGCCCCUUUCCAUUGUUCGGACUGCACCUUCCAGUUGCACCAGAUCCCUUUGGCCUCAGACGGCCUCGGACUUGGUGCCUCCAUUGAGCAGGACUACUUUCCUUCUGCUUUGGGGUCUCUUCCAGCCUUUUCAGGGACAGAGAGGAAGGGGCUUCCUGGCAGGCUUUGGGGGCCAUGGCCUGGUCUCCUUUGUCCUGUGCAGAGUCCCUGAUCUUGGGCCCUCCCCAAGGAGCCGAACUGCAAUGCUUGGUGGAGUUUCCGCCGUGGCCUUGCUUCCCUUCCAGUGGUUUCUAGUCAGGCCAUUUGUCUCUUCCCACAUUUUUCUUUAACAAUGAUCAAAAUUGAGUCUUUCAACUUGCAGAUAAUUCAGUCCCCUUUCUCCCAUCACUGGACACCAAAGACCAGUUACAACUGAUAGCUUUUUACCAUCUAUUUUUAAAGCAAUACUGUACGAUACAGGAUUAAUCUUUCUAUUGCAUGCUUGACUUUUUUGUUUUUCCACAUGAAGAUGUGCACUCGAACAGAACAGAACCA